CUAACGGCAUAAUAACCAGUCCUUUUGCGAGGAUUACUCCUUGAAGAGUAAGCGAUGAGCUGACAUAAAACUGGGAUUUAGGGAACCAAUGUGGAAAGAAGUGACUGCCUUGGACUGAUCGUGAGUGGCGCUGAAACAUUCCGAGACCACGUUAUCAGCCGUAUAGCCUUUUGUCGCUUCAAGCCGCUUUAGCGGCGAGAGAUAUCUUCAUCUGUAUUAAACCAGGAAAGCUAGUCGGUCUUUAUCGCUAGUUUGCCGCAAACAGGACCGAGUGGAUCAGAAUCAUCAACAAGUAGGUUUUCACGGAAAAUAAAAGAGAUACUUCAUCUUCAUCUGCAAAGAGGUGCGCAGUUUGAAGUCUUUCUUCCUGAGAAAUAGUCAAAAGUGUCUGUCAGUGACAAAUGGCUUCAAGCCUUCCCCAGCAAGCAAAGAAAACCGAGGAAUCGACACCAUCAAGUGGCCAAGAUAACGGAUUACAGUUACCAGAGUGGAAAAGAGGAACUAAAGUUAUUGGAUUAUUUAAAUUUGAAGCCAGUAGAGAUGACGACUUGUCCUUUCACAAAGGCGAGGAGUUAGUCAUUGAAGAUCAUCAUGAGGGAAACCGCUGGUUUUCUGCGAGAAACUCAAGAGGGGUUACAGGAUAUAUUCCUUGUAGCCAUGUUAAAGAAAAAGACCUUUUGACAAAUGAUGAUAAGCUGUUUAAAGCAGAACAAGAUGCUGCACCAGAAAAAAAUGCUUCAACAGAAAGCAACGCUGCCCCAGGAAAGCAUGCUGCUGAGCUGUUUGCGACAAAAAAAAAUGCUGGACCACAAAAAAAUGCUGCACCAGAAAGUAACACUGCCCCAGGAAAAAAUGCUGCUGAGAGAAUAGUGUGGUCUCCUGGAACUAGAGUGAUGGGAAAAUAUGCUUUCAAGGGGCGAGACUCAGAGGAUCUGCCGUUUAAAAAGGGCGAAAUUCUCAUUAUAGAAACAGUUACCAGGGUGAGUCCAUAUGAAAACCUUGCAAAAUUGUUCGGCAUCGCUUAUGGAACUGGGAAAAAGGUGUAUUUUCGCGCUACCUCUUGUUUAUGAGCAUUACUUUCCGGUGAG
This is a messenger RNA of Stylophora pistillata, 1088 nucleotides long. RefSeq names its product tyrosine-protein kinase CSK. Gene Ontology annotation, biological process: protein phosphorylation. NCBI's taxonomy places the organism in Eukaryota, Metazoa, Cnidaria, Anthozoa, Scleractinia, Pocilloporidae. Gene Ontology annotation, molecular function: ATP binding; protein kinase activity; protein binding. The record is from RefSeq and is a predicted model, not a curated record.